Messenger RNA from Microthlaspi erraticum, 318 nucleotides. The record is from the annotation of a GenBank genome assembly. Lineage: Eukaryota; Viridiplantae; Streptophyta; Magnoliopsida; Brassicales; Brassicaceae.
AUGAUUGCAGUUAAGUUGGCUGUUGUGUCUAAUUUCGAUACCAGGCUCAAAAAGCUAUUAAGGGAUCUUAAUGUCAUAGAUAUGUUCGACGCUGUGAUUGUGUCUUCAGAAGUCGGAUACGAGAAGCCUGAUGAUCGAAUCUUCAAAUGUGCUUUAGAGCAAAUCAGCGUAGAAGCAAACAGAGCAGUGCAUGUCGGAGAUGAUGAAAAGGCAGAUAAAGGCGGAGCAAACGCCAUCGGUAUUGCUUGUUGGUUAUGGGGCAAAGAUGUGCAGACAUUUUCAGACAUACAAGAUCGGAUUUUGGUUCCAGAAUACUAA